AUGCACUUUGACAAGGUCUUCCUCAUUGAGCUCGGGAUCGCGGCCUUCGUGAUCACCUUCGGGGUGCUGUUGUAUUGUUUCUUUCCCCACACCCGGAUGUAUAUCGGGGUUUUGCUGCUCGUCACCCUCAUUUACAUCACACGGGCCUGGCGUCUGCUCCCGAGCCACAAGCGAUGGCUGGAGGAGCAGGUCGAAAUCGAGGUGAGCAUGAUGCGCGGGAAAGCCCGAACCCAGGCCGCCUCCACCUCCAACGCGCCCUACGCGACGCCCAACGACCCCAUUCCUCAGCCGGAGGCGGGUAAUUGCCUCCCGUGGGGCGCCCCCUGUGUGGAUCCUCGCCUUUCAUCGAUGAGAGGGGCCUCCCUGAUCCCCUCCACCGCCCCGACGCCGUUUCCCCCGUCGAUGCAUCGCGGGAUGCCGCGGCCGAUGUCGAGGCCCCCGGUCAUCGUGGAGCCACCGGGCGUCCAGUACGACGUUCGGCCAGCCUACUUUCCGCAGUUUCCGCCGCCGGAGAUGAACUUCGACGCACGACCGGAGCAUUUUUCCCAUUAUCCAUCGCCGCUAGUGCCGCAGGACGUCGAGAUCGACGUCAGGCAGGCCUACUUUUCGCAUUUCUCGCCGCCACCCUCGAAGCUGCGGUAUCUACCCUGCGCCGCGCGAAGGGUUCCGCCGUCGACGCCUUGCGCUGCGGAGCAAAUCCCUUCAAAGGAGAUCCCUGCGGCGCGAAGCACGGAGUCUCUUGACGGCGAAGCUCAGCCAUCGCAAUGA
Molecule: messenger RNA, 768 nt
Organism: Phytomonas sp. EM1
Lineage: Eukaryota; Euglenozoa; Kinetoplastea; Trypanosomatida; Trypanosomatidae
Source: the annotation of a GenBank genome assembly